Messenger RNA from Portunus trituberculatus (swimming crab), 8106 nucleotides. Its product is annotated as protein pygopus-like. Bases 512 to 1603 code for a protein of 363 amino acids. NCBI's taxonomy places the organism in Eukaryota, Metazoa, Arthropoda, Malacostraca, Decapoda, Portunidae. The record is from RefSeq and is a predicted model, not a curated record. The transcript is spliced from 5 exons.
AGCAAGACCUUCUUGCCACAGGAAUAGUGAACAUACGCUUGCAUUUACUACUCUUUUUGUAAGGUUAAAUUUCUGCAAAGAAUUCUUGCACAUUGUAAAAGAAAAGAUCAAGAAACAUAAGGAGGACAAAAAGAGGACAUAAUAAUCUUGCAAGAGACGAGAGGGCGCCGCUAACCCGCGCCGCCUCACUCCUGCCAUCUGUAAACAUUCCCCCAAACAAAAACUAAGUACAAAAAUAACCAAUUCCUGCCGUCUGGGAGUGUGACGGACAAUUUAUCUUAACUUAAACAUGCGUGAGGGCGUGAGGCAGUACGUCGGGCGACAGGAGACGAACGGCAGCCUUUAGUAUCACCAAUUAAAAACAAGAGAACGGAGUGGAAGGGGCCACGGAGUGUCCUCGCCUCUGCUCCUAGCUACAAAAAUCGCCCAUAGCCCAACCUUGCCGAGGCUCCUCUGCCCACCAUCCCUGCGGCUUUCGGUGUGCAUGUGCGGUUUCUUCUGAACCACCACCAUGCCCAAGAAGAAGUCAUGUAUUGCAAACAACAGUACCUUGGCUGCUGACUUCAAGCCAGGCACUGGGGGCUCUCCAGAUUCUCCGAAUAAUCCCAAGAAAAAGAGACGUACCUCUAAUCCCCCACCCACAGCCCAAGGCCCUCCGUCCACCCCACCGAGCAACGACUUGGUCCCUCCCCCCCUCUCAGGUUAUGGUGACACAAUUGUGGCGUCCAACCCUUUUGAUGACUCCCCUUCUGUGUCGGCACCAUCCUCCAGUAGCAUGGGGCCGGGGCCAGGACCGGGGCCUGGACCUGGACCAGGCCCAAUGAGUCAUGGUCCGAUGGGCCCGAUGGGGAUGUCUUACAUGGCAAAUAUGAACAUGAAAAACAUGGGAAUGGGAGGCCCAAUGAGUGGACCAAUGGGAGGACCAAUGAAUGGACCCAUGGGUCCUGGUGGACCAAUGGGUCCUGGAGGUCCCAUGAAUGGACCAAUGAGUGGACCCAUGGGACCUGGUGGACCUAUGAAUGGUCCAAUGAAUGGUCCUAUGAGCAGUCCCAUGAAUGGUCCCAUGAAUGGGCCAAUGAAUGGACCAAUGAAUGGCCCCAUGAAUGGGCCAAUGUCAGGCCCAAUGAACAUGAACAACAUGAAUGGCAUGAACAUGAACACUUCAAUGUCUGGGCCAGGCAUGCCCAUGACCACCAUGAGCCAGAUGACCAGUAUGGCAGGGAUGAAUGGACCCAUGCCUCCAAUGAAUGGACCAGGGAUGAACAAUGGACCAGGGAUGAAUAAUGGCCAGGGCCCGAACAUGGGACCCAAACCCAUGCCAGUCAGUUCUGGCAAGGUUUACCCGCCCGACCAGCCAAUGGUCUUCAAUCCUCAAAACCCGAAUGCUCCGCCCAUCUACCCGUGUGGGAUCUGCCACAAGGAGGUGCAUGACAAUGACCAGGCAAUCCUCUGUGAGUCGGGUUGUAACUUCUGGUUCCACAGGGUAUGCACGGGGCUCACAGAAGGGGCGUAUCACCUAUUGACAGGGGAAGUGUAUGCUGAAUGGGUAUGUGAUAAGUGCCUCAAUUCAAAGAACAUCCCGCUUGUAAAAUUCAAGCCAUGAGGGCGUGUGAUGGAUAUGUAAAAGGAUCAGUCAAGUGAGCAGCUUAACUGCAGGAUGGAAUCUUUCAUUUCAAGUAGCAGUCAGAAAUUAGUCUUCCCUGAGUCCUUGCAUAUGCUCAUUGUGGCUGAUCUUUUCACAUAUACCUGAUGAAUUUUCUCAUGUUUACUGUUCAUAUAGGACAUGAUCAUCAUCUAAAUAUUCCUGGGGCCAGAUAAUACCAGCUUCAUCCAUUCAGAUACUCGUGUGUGUGUGUGUGUGUGUAUAUAUAUAUAUAUAUAUAUAUAUAUAUAUAUAUAUAUAUAUAUAUAUAUAUAUAUAUAUAUAUAUAUAUAUAUAUAUAUAUAUAUAUAUAUAUAUAUAUAUGGUUGACUUGCCCUAGUUAUUGGAACUCCUAACCAAUCUGGCAGCUGCUGACUAGCGCAUUAUCCUGGUGGGGAGUCACAAGCCACUGAUGUGUAUCUCAAGCUCUGCUCUGUAUAGGAUCAGCACCCUUUCCAGAUUUAAUCCAGAGAUAUUUUACAAAUCAAAUGAGUUCUGAGCUUCAGGAAUUGUGCAUCAUCACUUCCGUCAGGUGCAUAAUGUAGAACAAUUGCUCAUUUUCACAAGAUAUUCAAGACUGUGCUACCUGUUCCUAUUUGUUCUAGUAGCAGCCUUUCAUCUGGUGCAGUUUGCACAUUUAUUGAUAGGGAUAUUGUCAAGAUUUUGUCUUGCAUCGUUCCUUGUACAGAUAAAUUUUGAUCGGAUAUUAACUUUUCAAUCUAAGUUAAACUGAAUUUUGCAUAAUAUUCAGUCUUAAGUUCAUGCACUAUUAAUUUUUUUUGUGUUAGACUAGAAGUUCUUUGUGCAUUGUAGUAAAUGAAGGAGGCUCAGGCAGUAUGCUUUGAUGUAGUUCACUGAAGUGUCAGUAACCCAAAAAUAAGGGAACUGCAACAAAAAAAGCUAUAUGAAAACACUUGAUUCAUAUUUAUAAAUUUUCCUUUGACAUUUUUAACCUUCAUUGUUGCAAUAAUUGUGGUGUUACUAUGGUAAUCACAGUAACUGCAAUACCAGUUAUUUUUAGGAUUAAAUCAUAUCUGUGCUACAGUGUCUUGAAUUUAACACAUUAGGCAUGGGACUGGUUGGCUUGAAGUUUGUGUAAAGGGAAUUCAUCCAUCCAUCUCCAGGAUGAGUGGUCAUUGUCCAUCACAAGCUGUCCAUUAAAGUUUGCCUAUGAGGGCAGUUAUGUAAGAAAAGCUCUAUUUCUCCACACUACUAGGGCUGUUGUUUGCACAUUCCAGACUGACCAAGGCAACAUGGUAGUUGCCUGUCAGUGAAUAUUAGAAUUUUGCAAAGAAAUAAAACAUUAAAGACAUUUCUGAGCCAGCCUUCAUUAUAUUGUUAAUUAACUCAUGGAGAAAAGUGACAAUAUUAUAAAGGCUGUAUAUCAGUAGUUUUUUGUUUUACUAUUAAAAUUACAUUUGUGUGUAUUAUAUAUAUAUAUAUAUAUAUAUAUAUAUAUAUAUAUAUAUAUAUAUAUAUAUAUAUAUAUAUAUAUAUAUAUAUAUAUAACUAAUCAUAUAAAUGUGGAAGUGAUGGCUAAUUAAUAUGAUUUAAAUUGAUUCUCACCCAGUAGAACACUACAGAGUAUUAGCAUAAUUUUGUUUGCAUACACUUUCUGGGUUAAGAAUUUACUUUUCUGAAGUUUUAAUGAUUUCGCUUACCAUGUCAAGAUUGCUUAUUUACUUUGUUAAUCUUUGUGAGUACAUUCAGUUCAUUCUGUGUUGAUAUUCAGUUUUGAACUUAAGCAGGAAGAGCCAUGUGGCAAAACAUUUUUUUUUCUUAAGCAUAAAACAAAAAUUAUUAUCUUUUAUUAUAUAUAUAUAUAUAUAUAUAUAUAUAUAUAUAUAUAUAUAUAUAUAUAUAUAUAUAUAUAUAUAUAUAUAUAUAUAUAUAUAUUUGUGUGUGUGUGUGUGUGUAAGAGGGGAAUUGGCUAAAGUCAACAGUAAGGACCCUGAUCCUGAAAAAAAAAAUGACAAAAAUGUCAACUGAAAGUGUUAUUCCCAAAGAAAGGUCAAAAGUAUCAUCCAGAAUAGGAGGCUAAGUGUCUUGAAACUCCCCACUUGAAAGAGUUGAGUUAUAGGAAGGAGUAGAAAUAGAAGCAAGCAGGGAAUUCCAAUUUAUCAGAGAAAGAGCAAAAUGACUGGGAUUACUGGUUGCAUCAGGGAAGUGGCCGGAAAGGAAUGAGAGAGGUACGUUUUGUACAGUGAGGCUGCGGGAGGACGGGAGGUGAGCAAGAUUGGAAUAUCAUAUACAGUGGCGAAAUUAAUUAGUCUGGCAAAACUAUUGCCAAAUGCAAAUUUCAGCAAGCACGAGUUCUUUAUAUAUAAAUUGACUAAAAAAUACCUCAAUCAGUCUUUGGUCAUUGCUAAAGUCCCUCUUUUGACCCCUAAAAUACCAUCUUUCGAGCUGAAAUAAAAUCUUUUGCCUUCACAUAUUAGAACACAUGUACAAAACACACCAAUAAACAAUAAACAAACAUGAUAUAAAGGCUGUAACUCCCAUUUUUCUACCUGUUUCCCUUGCCCACUUUCGUCCUUGCGGCCACCACCCUUGUCCUUACCUCCACCGGUACCACCUGUUGCACUGGUAGAGGCCAUGUUGGUGGUAAAUCACCAGAAUUCAUUCCCACGCUAGCAGAACAGAGGGUAGCACAAAUAAAAAUGGCUGAAGGGGACUCUCACACUGCGUUCUGAUAGGUUUAGAGAGGUCUGACAUCACUGGGGAGCCGCGUGGUUCGCUGUGCACCCGCCAGGGGACCACCAAGUUUGAAUUCAAAUCGCCAAGCAUGCACUCGGUGGUCCGUGGCCACCGUACCGCCAAAAGUGAAUUUCGCCAAGCUGAGAUUUGCCAAGCGCAGGGGCUACUGUAGCACGAAAAUAGCAAUAGAUGAUGAUACCAAGCGGUGCAACAUUGUGGUGAUGAGUGAGGUUGUAGGUAGUCAGUCAGAGAAGAGGAAUUGAUAAGACAAAAUGCAUAUGAUUAUUUAAUUAUUUGUUUUGCCCUUCAGGAUACUUGACUCUACUCAUACACAUUUAGUUGAGGUGUAAUUGAUUUGACAGUACAUAUAGUGUACAACUUGGUCGUAUAGUAGGUAUUAAAAUAAUUCAUGAUUUUUCAACAAGGUAGAAUAAAGGUGGUGAGAAAUGCUUUAGUGUUUGGAGUCCCUGACUGGAAGUGGAGGGGCAGUUUUGAGGUGAGGCAGGAGAGUGAACAGUAUCUUGAACCAGUAUUGUGUUGGGCAGUGGCAUUAUUUUAAUUUGAAAUGUGAUGCUUUUGCACAAGUUAUAUAGGUUUGAAUUAUUCUCAUUUUUCUUGUGUUUGUAGCUAUUAAGUUGUAGUAGAAAAACUCCACAGUACUAGAAUAAGUUCCACAUUUCAUGUUAAUUUUACUAACCAUUGAGGAGAUAUAGCUGCAGAAGGCAGUAUUUGCCAUGGUCCUGGCUGAUGACUUAGCCUAGCCUAAAUGUGCAAACAACCAGUGGUUCAAGUAGUAUGUGAACCUGCUUGUACCUGAGAAAUACACUGAAAAAUGUACUGGUAGAAAUGCUGUAGAAUCUCAUUGUGUUCUCAUCAAAAAUAAUUACUUAUUAAGGAAAGAGUGCCAUGGCUUCUUAAAACAUUCUGUUCAUUCCUGCAGAAUACAAUUCUUCUGUCCUUUGUAAAAUAGCUGAACUCUGUAAUCUGUGGCUUUCUUGCCUUCCAUUUUUAACACCUUAACCUGGUUUGCUACAACAAUGUAGUAUAUUAUGUACCUUCAAUUUUGAACCACCGAUGACUGAAACCUUCACUUUCCUCAAUGCUUAGGAGGCUCAACAGAAUCUCCAGUAGUAGGGUACCCAGAGUGGUCUGCAAUAUGUGGAGUGAGGCACAGCUAUGGGUUUUAGCUACAAGACUGAUGGUUAAGGAUGGAAUAUCUUUUACUAAUAUAUCUGAUGCCAAAUUUCAUAUUCAUAUAUUAAUGUGUAGUUGAUAGUUCCUAAAAUAGUUACUACCCACAUGCAUACAAUCAGUUUGCACUGAAUCAAGUGGCAUGGGAUAUGGAAUUUUGGAUAUUUUUUUUAGACAUUUCAGAUUGAUUAGUUAGCUGAGCCUAACUGAAGGCUUCAUGUAAAGAAAUAUAAUUGAGUGUUCUUAUAUGCUCCUCAAUGUACAAAUAUUGUUUCUCUGGGUUAUGUUCCUAGGGCAAACUUUCUCAUCUCCAUGACAGAGCAGACUUUCUGUGUGUGUAUGUAUGUGUGAACCAGGGUUCUAAGCCAUACAUUCUGAGGAGUGGUAGCUCAAAAAUACUUCCUGAUUAACCUGUCCAUUAAUAUUGGACUAUGAUGUUCAAAAUAUUGUAUCUUGAAUAUAACAUGUAAUUUCUUCAUUUCUUAGACUAAGACAGAUUUCCUUUAUUCAGUAGUAAGUUAUAAUAACUAUAAUAAACUAUAUGUCUAGUUAGUUAUCACUGGAAUUAAAGGUUGAAAAAUAUGAUUUCUUCUGAACAUUUUGUUAUUGUUAUUAAAAACAGCAGUAGUCUUCUUUCGUUAUGAACUUCUCCUUUUUAGUAAUGGUAGGCAUUUCUAUCAUGGAACAUAUUUUACUGAUUACAUACAAAUCAUAAAGUAAUUGUUUACUUAACAAUAUUACAGGCAGACCCCACAUAAAGCUGGUAUUUGAUUUGAGAAACAAAUAAAAUGGCUAGAUGAAUCAAUUUGAAUUGUAACAAGAAAGAAAAAGAUAGUGAAUGUAGAUGAAAGAGCACAGCCAGUCAUGAGAGACCGGUGAACGUUCACAGGAUUUGUGGAGUGGCAGGGUUACGAUCUGCAAGGCAAAGAGGGAAGACGUGCGACAUCUGUAAGGUUGCUGCUGCUGAUUUGGCAGAACCUUUUAUGACUAUCACAUCCCACUACCAGAGAAGGAGACAUACGUAUAUUAUAACUAAUGUUUCAUAGUGCAGGGAAAGUGUUCAGCAGAGAUGAAAUAAAUAAAGGAGUUAAAUGAAAAUGUGACCGCACUGGCUAGCAGUCUGAACUUGUCAAUUGUCAUAUCUCUGCAUGUCAUUACACAGCAGUUAACUCUUGACAUCAUUAACACAUUAUAUUGUGAACUACUGGUGAAGCUGGACAUUGUGCAAGUGUGAGCCACAGCUCAGGGCAUAGAAACUUCAAUGAUUUCUCUUAAAAGUUGCUGGACUUGUACUGACAAAUAUGCAUUAGUUGUGUUUACUGGCAUGCCCAUUAACUGAUUUCUUCCUGGUAGGCAUCACAUAAAGAUUGCUUGCUUGUAAAAUUGUGCAAAACUUUGCACAUUUCAUAUUAAAAGUGUCAGUGGAGUUCUUCACCUUUCUUCAUAGCAACAGAAAUAAAACCAGAAAAGCCCUGGUAUGUGUGGCACGAAACAUCAUAAAACACUCAGUGCAAUACUUUCAUUAGCACUGAGUGUAAUCCUUAAAAGCAGUUCUUUAGUCUUUCACCUUCAUGAGAGGCUGAUAUUUCCUGUAAAGUGCGGACACCAAACAAGGUCUUGUAUACAAGCAUUAAGCAAUGUGUGUUUGGGCAAUGGUAGUUUUCCUGGAUUUGGCCAGCCAAGCUUUCAGUGUCUGGAAAAUAUGAAUGGCUAAUGUAAUAAUGGCAGGAGUGGCUAACAGUAUCACCUCUGUAUGUCCAUUAUGCCUGUUUUUUUGUUUUGAAGGUGCAAGUUUUGAUAAAAAGUCACUAUGUAUAAGAGGCAGCUUUAAAUGGGGAUUGUCUGUACAUUAUUUAAAACUAAAGUAGUAUAUGUUAACUAAUCUGUUGUAAGUACUACAUACAUCCUUUCUGUAUAUUAUUAUUUACAGCAUUUAAAAGGCUUGUGACUACUACUAUUAAUGUUAAAAAUUCACACCAGACUAAGUAAAUGUACUUUCCACUGUCGUGAGGUUUAGUGGUGGUAACAUAACUGUUUUGUUUCUGUGUGGAGUGAGCCUUGGCCAAGCUUUGGCCCUGCCACUGAAGGCAUCCUCAAUGCUGGAGACGAGGCUGCUCCUGCUGAGGCCAAGGCUGUGUGUAAAUAUGACCACCAAUCUGGUUGGUACUUACCACUAUAUCAUUGUACGUAUAUCAAAAUUAUGUUUUUAUUAGACAUAGUUAGGGAAGAUUAAUAUUUGUUGAAUUAUAUAUUUAUAGUUUAAAUUUAAUAUGAUUGGCUAAAUUUCAAUACAGUACAUGUUUAUCUUAUUAUGUACUAAUGUUGGCUUUGUUUGAUCAGUUUACCUUUACAUUGGAUCAAAAUUGUUGCUAUGAACUUGUAGGUUUGUUAUGUUACACCUGUAAUCUUAUAGGUACUGUACAAAAGUAGUUACUGAAAAGUCAUCAUAUCAUGGCAGAGUAAAUUAUCCACUAUUUGCUUAAUAAUUAAGUAUUUCUUAAUCAAAGUUUUAUUUGAUAGCCUGUAGAUACAUUAACUACAAUAAAGUUGUGCAAAAAAUAAAACUGCAAGAAAAA